This is a messenger RNA of Gossypium arboreum, 618 nucleotides long. Its product is annotated as MDIS1-interacting receptor like kinase 2-like. Gene Ontology annotation, molecular function: protein kinase activity; ATP binding. The transcript is spliced from 2 exons. The coding region runs from base 49 to 618 and encodes 189 amino acids. The record is from RefSeq and is a predicted model, not a curated record. Gene Ontology annotation, biological process: protein phosphorylation. NCBI's taxonomy places the organism in Eukaryota, Viridiplantae, Streptophyta, Magnoliopsida, Malvales, Malvaceae.
ACCAAAAGAGUGAGCAUUGUCGAAGGUGUCGCACAUGCUCUAUCUUAUAUGCAUCAUGAUUGCAGCCCUCCAAUUGUUCAUCGAGACAUCUCAAGCAAUAACAUUUUGUUGAACUUGGAAUGGGAAGCUUUUAUUGCUGAGUUUAGGACUGCAAGACUUCUUGAUUCUGAUUUAUCUAAUCAGACUAUAAUUGUUGGAACAUAUGGAUAUAUUGCCCCAGAAUUUGCUUAUUCAUUGGUUGUGACAGAAAAAUGUGACAUAUAUAACUUUGGAGUGAUGACAUUGGAAAUAUUGAUGGGAAAGCAUCCUGGUGAAUUGUUGUCAAUACUAUCAUCAUCAUCAUCACCACCAUCUAGUAUCCAAAAUGUCAUGCUAAAGGAAAUUUUGGAUCCUCGAUUAUCAUCCCCAAGAAGUCAAAAAAUGGUAGGAGACAUCACUUUCGUUGCUGUGAUUGCUUUCGCAUGCUUAUGGGCCAAACCCAAAGCUCGACCAACAAUGCAAUUAGUGUCUCAAGAAUUUCUACACAUCAAGUCUCCAAUUUCAAUGCCUCUCCAUGAAAUAUCUCUUAUCGAGUUUAAGAAUCAUAAAAUGUUUAUGAACAAUAAAAGUUAUAAAUAA